This is a messenger RNA of Dermacentor silvarum, 1428 nucleotides long. Its product is annotated as kelch-like protein 10. The record is from RefSeq and is a predicted model, not a curated record. Lineage: Eukaryota; Metazoa; Arthropoda; Arachnida; Ixodida; Ixodidae. Gene Ontology annotation, molecular function: protein binding. The coding region runs from base 1 to 1428 and encodes 475 amino acids. The transcript has 8 exons.
AUGGCAAAGCCUAUGGAAGCAGACGACGCUGUCGGCAAGACCGGCGACAAGGACAUGAUCACCGUGGUGUUCGAGGCGGGGCAGCUAUUCCACAACGAUGGCGGGCAGCGUGAGUUCGCGCCGGGCUCGGCGGCCAGGUCCAUGCCGGGACUGCGCGAUCAGAGGAAGAACCGCCAAUUCUGCGACGUCGUGUUCCGCGCGGCCGACGGCGUGGAGGUCUGGGCCCAUCGGUUCGUAAUGUCUGCCAAGUACUCCGGCUGCUACGCACUCUUCACUCUCGCCAAAGAUGGCAUGAGUCCCGAACAGAAGCAAAACAACGAGUGGAUCCCGCCCAUCCGGGUGGUGGUGGCAGACCUGGACAGCGAAAUGAUCGAACUGCUCAUCGACUUCGCCUACUACACCCCAUUGCACGAGCGCAUCGGCCUACACAACGUCGUCAAGGUGCUCGAGCUCGCCGAGAAGCUAAAGAUAUCCCAGAUACAAGAACAUUGCCUGAGAACCCUGAAGAAGAACCUCGAACCGGGUAGCUGCAUCGACACUUACCGCUUGGCCUGCAGCCGGGGAUACGAGUAUCUCGCUGGAGAAGCCUUUCGCUACAUCGUGCGGAACUUCGACGAGGUGUGGAAAAGCAGCAACCAGUUCCAGGCUUUGACGCCAGAGGAGAUGCGUACUGUCCUGGAAGACGACUGCCUGUACGCCCCCAGCGAGGUGGAGGACACGUUCUACGCCAUCCUCAAGUGGAUCUCCGCGGACGUUGACGGGAGGAAGGCCUACCUCGCCAAGUUCCUGCCGCUCGUUCGCUUCGCAUGCUGCCCCGUCAUCGACUUCGAGAGAGUUGUCAUCCACCCACAAGUCCAGGGUGACGGAGACAGCCUGAAGGUGAUAAACGUGAUCCACAAGACACUCACCCAGCAUUCUAUGCCGGUUGGCGUAGUGGCCGGCAUUGACCUGUCCCCGAAGUUAUGGCUCACGCCUCGCGUCCCCAGGGACAUCCUGUUCCUUUUCGGUGGCUGGACAUCGGGUGCUACCAACAACAUGCUCACGUACAACUGCCGCGCCUCCAAAUGGCGCGCACUGGGCCACCAGUACACCACGCCCAGGGCGUACCAUGGCGCGGCGGUGAUCAACUCGUGCAUUUACUUCGUGGGCGGUUUCAACGGCCACGAUUGCUACCACUCGGUCGUGUGCCUCGACGUGCCUCUGGCCCGCUGGAGUGGCAAGGCGAACAUGGCGUUCGCGCGCUGUUACGUCAGCGUCGCCGUCCUCCAGGGCCAGAUCUACGCCAUGGGAGGUUUCGACGGGCGCUUGCGCACAAACACGGUCGAGCGCUACGACGUCAAGACAAACCAGUGGUCCAGGGUGGCCAACAUGAAUGACGUCCGCAGUGACGCAAGUGCCGCAGUAGCUGCAGGCCGCAUCUACAUGUGA